Sceloporus undulatus (fence lizard) is the source of this 2273-nucleotide messenger RNA. Its product is annotated as twist-related protein 2-like. The transcript has 2 exons. NCBI's taxonomy places the organism in Eukaryota, Metazoa, Chordata, Lepidosauria, Squamata, Phrynosomatidae. The record is from RefSeq and is a predicted model, not a curated record. The coding region runs from base 204 to 710 and encodes 168 amino acids. Gene Ontology annotation, biological process: regulation of transcription by RNA polymerase II; developmental process. Gene Ontology annotation, molecular function: DNA-binding transcription factor activity, RNA polymerase II-specific; protein dimerization activity; RNA polymerase II transcription regulatory region sequence-specific DNA binding.
GCAGAUCCUUGAAGGUGGAAGCAACUCAGAGAAGCUUCUCUGAAAAACAUCAAGAAAGGCUGGCUGGUGGGAUCCCUGCCUCUGAGGUUGCCCUUUGCUCCAAACCACAAGAGAUUGCCAUUGGGUUUGGAUGCACUGUGGCCUGUUAGGUCCAAGUCCCCGGUGCCUGUGCCGAAGAGGGAAGGGAGGCCGAUUUGAAGACGAUGAAAGAAGAGAGCCUGUGCCCAGACUCCCCAGAAGGCAGCUUGGGGACUAGUGAGGAGGAAAGUGAGAAGGUGCCCAAGAAAGGCCUGCGCAAAAGAAGCCAGCUGGGCAAGCCCUCAUCCCUGGCCACCUCAGCCCCACCGGAGUGUAGCACCCCUUCACCACAGGGCAAACGCAGCAAGCGAAGUCCUGUGCCACAGACCUUUGAGGACAUGCACACGCAGCGAGUGAUAGCCAAUGUGCGGGAGCGCCAGCGCACCCAGUCACUGAACGACGCCUUUGCUGAGCUGCGCAAGAUCAUCCCCACUCUGCCUUCGGACAAGCUCAGCAAGAUCCAGACCCUCAAAUUGGCUGCUCGCUACAUCGACUUCCUCUACCAAGUCCUGCAGAGUGAUGAGCUUGACCACAAGAUUUCCAGCUGCAACUAUCUGGCCCAUGAGAGGCUCAGCUAUGCCUUCUCAGUCUGGAGGAUGGAAGGGGCCUGGUCCAUGUCGGCAUCCCACUGAGAUACUCAGCCGGAAGGUCCACUCAGGAAGAAGAUGGCCUGUGUCGCAGCCAAGAGCAACAACAAGACAUCUACUCAAGAGAAACUCAGGGCUUGUCCACCACCAGCUCAGAAGAAGAGCAGCACCAUUAUCUUGGGGGACAGAGGGAAGGGAAAUGAACCCAACUCAAACCCAAGAUGGUGAAUCCAAGCUUUCCACCCAGCAAGAGCUGUGUACACAAUGGGGCCGCAAUCCGAAGCAGGCACAAACUACUGGGCUUGUUACAAGCUGGUCUCAAAAUGUCUAUACAGAACUCUUUUGAAGAGCUAAUUUAUUUUUGAAUUUGCAGGUUUUAAGGAGAUUUUUUAAACCCCCCACCCCACCCCAUGUUGUCCCUUAGUCUUCAGUUUCAACUUUCUGAGAAGACUAUACUCAGCACAACUUGGCCAAAUUUGCAGCAAAGCCCCAAACCCACAAGAGCACACUAGGAUUCCUCUAACUCAUUCUGCCUCUCCAAUUAAGAGAGGGAUUUGGUGAGCAAAAGCCUUCAGAUGAUCCAUGUGCCGGAUUCAGUUUUUAAGUCAGAAGUUCCCCUUACCCUCCUUAAGUCCUCUUAAAAUGACUCCUUGUCUUCCCUUUAUUUUAAUCAGGCUUUGGUUUCUAAAACAGGGGUGAGGAAUCUGGUAAUAAAUCAGGCCCUUUUGAGGUCCCAAGCUCUCAUGGGUUCCCUGGAUGUCCCUUUCCCACAAUACAGUUCGUUUAUUUUUUGCAGUUUUCGAACUUCUGUAUGUCCCAUAGCUUCCAUUUCUAAAAAAGUUAAAACACCUCUUCUACGGCUUAGUUGUUGACUGUAAGUGCCUUAGGACUGCAAAAGUUGGCAUUUUUGUUCCCACCCAUUUGCCUUUGGCCUUGAGCAUCACUGGAAGGAAGCCUCGAGAUAACUUCUCUGAAAUUGAAUGCAGCCAUUGGUCUGAAAGAGGUCCCCCACCUUUGCCCUAAGAGGAGAGGUUUUGGAAAGGGAAACCUCGUUUCUCUCACACUCAGCACUGUCGGGGCUGGUUAUGAUGGUUCCGCUGCAAGAGAGACACUAUGGCUACUGCCUUCAGUUAUUGUCACUAUGAGGUUCUGGGCUAAAUGCUAAUAUCGGGAAGAGGUUCCAUCCAGGGCUCAAGACUAGUGUUUCCUGCCUUAAAAUAAUGUAUUGACUUUAUCGUAUCCAGUGGAAGAAGGUUUGAAUGUUCAAACAGUUUUAGCCAACACAUCAAUUGUAGGUGCAGCUGGAAUAAAACCAGGAUAUAGUCUUAGUCUGCCAUAACUACUCCUGAUAAUAUGAAUAAGACAGUGAUGCGUGAGAGAAAGAGAUCAAAUGAUCUUAUUUGGGUACAUUCACAGCACAGACUCACAAAAUGGUUUAACCAGUUGUUCCUUCUCACAAGGGAACCUUAGGUACUGUAGUUUUAUUAAACAUUUUGAGGGAUUUUUUUAAAAAAAUAAGUAUGUUCAAAAUCCUGCAUCAGAGGCUCAAUGCAUAACAUUAUGAUGAAGGAACUAUGGGCCCGUGCAGACAGGCCAAAAUAAAGCUGC